This is a messenger RNA of Orbicella faveolata, 1704 nucleotides long. RefSeq names its product histamine H2 receptor-like. Gene Ontology annotation, biological process: G protein-coupled receptor signaling pathway. The record is from RefSeq and is a predicted model, not a curated record. Lineage: Eukaryota; Metazoa; Cnidaria; Anthozoa; Scleractinia; Merulinidae. Gene Ontology annotation, molecular function: G protein-coupled receptor activity. Gene Ontology annotation, cellular component: plasma membrane.
AGGUACCAUCAAAGGUGGCUUACCAAUAAUAAAGAUAGAAAAGAUGAUUUUCAAGAAGAAGUAAUGAGUUUCCAUCCGAUCUUGAGGUUUACAAGGUGUUGCGUCGUUAUUUACAGGCAGGUGUAUGGGAAUCGUGAGCCGACAAAACCCAUUAUUGCCAUUAGCAGGCACCAUUUCAAGUCAAAGCUCCCAUUACAUAACGUGUGGCGAUUCAGCCACAGUCGCAGAUGACUCAAGAGUAAUUCACAUAACACGCAAGCAUUGAUAAAUGAAAUGGAAAACUUCACUAAGGAAGAAUAUGGAUCCAUUCAAAAUCUGUAUUGCACUGACCAAUCAUUGGGGAACCACCCGCUUCUUCUCUCGAUUAUCCACUAUUUCCUCUCGGUAACCGCUUUCCUAGGGAAUACACUUAUACUGGUUGCUUCGCGAAAGGAGUCUUCUCUUCAUCCUCCAUCAAAACUACUGUAUUGCACACUCGCUACAACUGACCUCCUCGUUGGGCUGAUAUCGGAACCAAGCGCUGCUGUCUACUCGAUGACGCUCCAAAAAGAAAGAGAUCGCAAGCAUUGGCUGGGAGUUUGUUUCUACUCUGCUGCUGUUUCCACGGUGUCUUUUACAAUCCUUUGCACGGUGUCUCUCUUGACGUUGGCUGCUAUCAGCGUCGACAGACUUCUUGCUCUUUUAUCAGGAGUAAGAUACAGACACAUUGUAACUGUGGAGCGAACACGAGCCGUUGUGAUUUCGUUUUGGAUCUCCAGCAUCGUGUUUGCCUCAUUUUCCGUUUGGAAGUAUAAAAUCCCGUUCAGCUUUCGCCACGGAAUAAUUUUAGUGUGUCUCUUGAUUUCAGCAGCUUGCUACUCAAAAAUAUACCUCGUGCUGCGCCAAAGACUGCAUGUAAAUCACGAGGAAAAAGCCAACGCAGGGGAAAUUCUAGCGAACAUUGCACGGUAUAGAAAAACAGUAUUUACCGCACUGUGGGUUCAGCUGACGCUAGUCAUUUGUUAUUUGCCGUAUAGCAUAGUUAUAGUUAUAGUUACAGUAAAUGGAUCAUCUACAUUUCUUCAUGCUCUUUGGGGAUUUUCAGCGGCUCUUGUGUACCUAAACUCGACCUUGAAUCCGGUUCUUUAUUGUUGGAAGAUCAGAAGUUUCAGAAAAGCAGUGAAAGAUACGGUCAAACAGCUUUGGCCCUAAAGGGAAAUAAAUGGAAGAAAAAGCGAAAGAAAGAACCACAAGGACUUUGCGGUUUUUAGAAAUUAAAUAAUUUAAAUAGGAAGACUAAACAAAGCAAUCAGUGAAGUCGAUAAGAAGAUGUAAACACUUAGGCAUCAGCUUUUGUUUUCUGCUUUUAUUUCAUUCACUCUUUUUUUCCUUGUAGUACUAAAUAUCCUGGGACCUUACACAUGCAUGGUCAUUCUCAUUUUGAUCCGCUUUGUUAUUUAACAAUAAGUAUAACUAUAAAUUAUCCAAGCUGCCUGUGCAAUGACAAAAUGAUUGAUCUUAUCUUCCAUUUUAAUUACUGCUUCAUUUCAUGAGAUGUUUAUCGCACUUGUUAAUAACAAUCAGUUCUAGUAUCUACUCCUUAUUUGAACGCAAUCUCUGUUUGACAGAUAAGUAACAAAAAUUGACGAAAACAGUAAAAUCCUGCAACCAAAUAUAAUUCUUGAUUAGUUUUUUUUAAUUCUACUGUAUAAGUAAUGCUGAUGA